Rhododendron vialii is the source of this 919-nucleotide messenger RNA. RefSeq lists its product as uncharacterized. NCBI's taxonomy places the organism in Eukaryota, Viridiplantae, Streptophyta, Magnoliopsida, Ericales, Ericaceae. The transcript is spliced from 5 exons. The record is from RefSeq and is a predicted model, not a curated record. Bases 53 to 649 code for a protein of 198 amino acids.
AACACGGUGUUUGUGCACUCCUGCAAAAGCACCCACCAUACUCCGAAAAUGAAUGCAACCCAAUUCUGAUUUACCAAAAUGUUCUGAUUUACCAGUCGGUUCGCAAUUGCGACUGCAAAACAGCGGGAAAAAAAUGGAAGGCGAGGAGUCGACCACCGCAGCAGUUUCCUCAGUGUCAUCAACAACCACCACAAAAUCCGAAACCCUAGUUUCAGAACCAGGCCUCAAUUCCGUAGAAGCUGCGGAUGACGGAGGAGAGAACCCACUCGCAGGAUCGAAACCGACGUCGCUCGAUCACAAGGACAUCUUCAGAGCCAUCGAGGUGGUGGAGAGGGACUCCGUGGCCAUCGCCGAGAGUUUCACCUCUCUCUUCGAUUCCCUCCGCUUGGCUCUCUCCGAGGCAACAAGUAGUUCGGUUGACCACAUGCAGUGCUUUAGUGAUGCUGCAGGCCAAAUUCAAGAACGUGCACUUGAUGCAGCCUCAAAAGGGAAUCGAUAUAUAAAUUCCUGUCUCAGUUAUUGCUGCAGAUUAAACAAAGAAAUGAAGCAUGUUGAUGGGCUCGCCAAGCAACUGUAUCCUUGGUUUCUUUUGGUGUUUUCAUUGCAUACACACUUAUUUGCUCUUAGUUACACUGGUUUGCUUCCUUAAAUGCUUUUUGAAGAAAAAUCCUGAGGAGGAAUGUAGAUGCUUUGGACUCGGCUGUAAAUCGGCAACUCUAUCUCCCAUGAUUGUAUUCUGCUCGGCAUCUGUCCUGUCGAAUGGAAAUUCCGUUCCAUUAUGUUUCAUUUGCGUAUCAGCAUGUCCUAGUUUUACUUUUGUAGUCUUUUAAAAAUGACAUGGUGCGUAAUGCAGUUGUUUUAUAAGACGCUGAGAUGUUUAACUUUGUUCACCCUCACCUUGAAGAGAUAAUUUCAACAA